Molecule: messenger RNA, 7326 nt
Organism: Toxotes jaculatrix (banded archerfish)
Lineage: Eukaryota; Metazoa; Chordata; Actinopteri; Toxotidae
Gene: man2a2
Product: mannosidase, alpha, class 2A, member 2
Exons: 23
Coding region: 1054-4509 (1151 amino acids)
Biological process (GO): mannose metabolic process; N-glycan processing; protein deglycosylation
Cellular component (GO): Golgi membrane
Molecular function (GO): alpha-mannosidase activity; carbohydrate binding
Source: RefSeq, a predicted model, not a curated record
ACCCUAAGCCUACUCUACAGAGGGAUUUGAUAGUUUACAUAAGAGAUUAUGCAUAUUGAAAAAAAAGUUUCCCUUGAUACUAACAUGCUAUCAUGAGGGCAGCUCGGGGUCUGUUGUAUAUUUACAGUUUGUCACAUAAAUGCAUGUGUACACUCGUUAGUUAUCUCUGUCAAGCACCACCGCUAACUAAGCCUUUCGUGCUGCUUCCUCUGGCCCAGAUGGCCUAAGAAAUAAUCGUCGUCCUGUUGACGCUGAGGCUGGUUUUCAGUCAGUCAGAGCAAACCUGAAGAAGACCCUCUGAUGUGAUUUCAACUUGGCGCUUGUGAUCAAGGACAGACUCACUGCCCAUUCUGCCACAGUAGAUAUGCAAUUACUAUGCCACUGAGAGAAGAAUGACAUUUGUCUCAUUUUAAUUCCUGGAGCUGCUUUGGGCAGAGUUGAGACUUGAUUAAAAAGCCGCUGCUCUGAGCCAAGUUGGUCUUUUUCUCCGCCUAUUUCUUUGCACUGCCAUACCGUAGUGUGCAAACUGUUAUGGCACUGGAGGCCAACUGAGCAAAAGGGGACUCCGGCUGUACUGGAGGAUUAAAGUCUGUUGUGGGAGUGGGGACUGGACCAGGCGAUCAGGCCCACAGCGACACACAUCAUGCUGCAGGGACACUAGACUCCCUGUUUAAGCCCCUUCUGUGUGGCACUUGUUUUUUUCUUUUCCUGCAAUCUCGUCAGUUUGGAUGGUUGAGCACAAGGGCUACUUUGAAGGAGCCCACCGGUGGCUGUGGUUUGGCCAAAGCUGACAGACUUGUCCCACUUUGCUGUGGUCUUCAGUAUGGUGAGUGGUGGCUGGAGGAAUCGCUGGAGUGGAAGUGAACCAUUAGUACUGGUGUAGCUGGUUACUUUCCAUUAUUUUUAAAAAUUUUUUUUGCACUGUGAAGAAUUGCAUUCCAUUUUUUUUCCCAAGGACUUUUUUUUUCCUCUGUGCUGGAAAAACAAACACACACAUCAGUCAAGGUCAUUUUUCAGAUUUAAACCCCGGAAAGAAGUCUGCUCCAGAGGAGGAUGAAGCUAAGGAAACAGGUGACAGUGUGUGGAGGGGCCAUAUUCUGUGUGGCUGUAUUCUCACUGUAUCUGAUGUUGGAUCGUGUCCAACAUGACCCUGCGAGGCGACAGAAUGGCGGAAACUUUCCACGGAGCCAAAUCUCAGUCCUGCAGAAUCGGAUAGAGCAGCUGGAGCAGCUCCUGGAGGAAAACCACCAAAUCAUCAGCCACAUAAAGGACUCUGUGAUGGAGCUCACAGACACAGGAGCUGUGUCUCCCAGCGGCCACCUGCCAUUCAGAAGUGCCAAUGGUUCCUGGAUCCUACCAUUUGAUGGGCGCCCCACUUUCCUCGCCGUCAAACCCCAGGAUUGCCAGUUUGCUGUAGGCAGCCGUGGCCAAGUGGACGUUCAGAUGCUGGAUGUGUACUCUCUCCUGAAGUUUGACAACCCCGAUGGUGGCGUAUGGAAACAGGGCUUUGACAUUACUUAUGAGCCUGAUGAGUGGGACAAUGAACCACUCCAAGUGUUUGUCAUCCCUCACUCUCACAAUGAUCCAGGUUGGGUCAAGACUUUUGACAAGUACUUCACAGACCAGACGCAGCAUAUUUUAAACAACAUGGUCGUCAAGUUGGCUGAGGAUCCUCGCCGGAAGUUCAUCUGGUCUGAGAUUUCUUUCUUCUCCAAAUGGUGGGAGACCGCAGACAUACACAAACAGGAGGCUGUACGCAAACUGAUCCUUGGAGGGCAGCUAGAGAUUGUCACAGGAGGCUGGGUGAUGACAGAUGAAGCCAGCGCUCACUACUUUGCCAUGAUAGACCAGCUCAUCGAAGGGCAUCAGUGGCUGGAGAGAAAUCUGGGUAUAACUCCUUGCAGUGGGUGGGCGGUGGACCCUUUUGGUCACAGCGCUACCAUGCCCUAUUUGCUGAAGAAGGCCAACGUGACCAGCAUGCUCAUUCAGAGGAUUCACUACUCCAUCAAAAAGCACUUUGCCUCCACCCGCAGCCUGGAGUUUAUGUGGAGGCAGGCCUGGGACACUGGAUCAAGCACGGACAUCUUUUGCCACAUGAUGCCGUUCUACAGCUACGACGUGCCUCACACCUGUGGGCCCGAUCCGAAAAUCUGCUGCCAGUUUGACUUCAAGAGGUUACCGGGUGGUCGGAUAAACUGUCCAUGGAAAGUGCCACCGAAAACAGUGGUGGAAGCCAACGUAGCAGAGAGGGCACACCUUCUCCUGGAUCAGUACCGUAAAAAGUCCAAACUCUACCGCAGCAAGGUGCUUCUUGUCCCCCUCGGAGAUGACUUCCGCUACGACAAGGCCCUGGAGUGGGAUCAGCAGUACAUCAACUACCAGAAGCUGUUUGACUACAUGAAUUCCCACCCCGAGAUGCAUGUACAGGCUCAGUUUGGGACUCUCACAGAUUACUUCAAUGCCUUAUACAAAGCACACGGAGUGGCUCAGGGAUCCAGACCUGCUGACUACCCAGUGCUGAGUGGAGAUUUUUUUGCCUACGCCGACCGCGAAGACCACUACUGGACUGGCUAUUUCACCUCUAGGCCCUUUUACAAGAGCCUGGACCGUGUGAUCGAGUCGCACCUCAGGGGGGCAGAGAUCCUUUACAGCCUGGCGGUCGCAAACGCUCGACAUGCGGGUAUGGAAGGACGCUACCCGGUCUCAGACUAUGCACUGCUCGUGGACGCGAGGCGGUCCGUUGGCCUCUUCCAGCACCAUGACGCCAUCACUGGCACUGCGAAGGAGAAUGUUGUCAUUGACUACGGCACCAAAUUACUGCGUUCACUCAUCGGUCUGAAGAGAGUGAUCAUCAAUGCUGCUCAUUUCCUCCUGAUGAAGAACAAAGAGUUUUAUCGCUUUUACCAGACAGAGCCCUUCCUGGAGACGGACGAUCGGCGUGCUACUCAAGACUCUCUGCCUCAGCGCACUUUAAUUGAGCUGGACCCAGCAGGUCCCAGGUACCUGGUUCUGUUCAACCCCAUCGAGCAGGAGCGGCUGUGUGUGGUGACUGUGUUGGUCAACACGGUCAGGGUGCGGGUGCUUACCGAGGACGGGCAGACCCUGCCUGUGCAGCUGAGCGCUCAGUGGAGCUCUGCUACUCAAAUGAGUGCAGAGGUAUUUGAGGCAACAUUCAUGGUUCGUCUGCCGGCUCUGGGUCUGGCCGUUUUCCAUCUUUACGACUCUCCGGAUUCGCCGAUGACGCUUCGCUCCGACACCCUGCUCAGGCUGUCUGGGCGGGGCCUCACUGCCCGGGGCGCCGACCCGCUCCCUGUCCGCUCCCAGCAGUCCGACCCUCAGACCUUCUACAUCAGCAGUCAGUCCCUCACCCUCGGCUUCUCUGGAACCACCGGCCUGCUGGAGAGUAUUAAGCGCAAAGACGAUCCUCGGGAAGUGAAAGUUCAGAUGCAGUUCGUGGUCUAUGGCACUCGCCCCUCUAAAGACAAAAGUGGAGCUUACCUCUUCCUACCCGAUGGAAAAGCAAAGCCCUACAACCAGAAAGAGCCCCCUGUGGUGCGUGUUGUGGAGGGGCCGCUCUUCUCCGAGGUGGUGGCACACUACCAGCAUUUUCAGCAGACCAUCCGCAUCCACAACGUGCCAGGGGUGGAUGGGUUCUCUAUAGACAUCACCACCAUGGUGGACAUCAGAGAUCAGACCAAUAAGGAGCUGGCCAUGCGACUGGUCACUGACAUCCAGAGUGGAGACGUCUUCUUCACAGACCUCAAUGGUUUCCAGAUACAGCCUCGCCGCCACUACCUAAAGCUUCCCUUGCAGGCUAACUUCUAUCCCAUGCCCAGCCAGGCAUACAUCCAGGACAGCCAUCACCGCCUCACUCUGCACACAGCUCAGUCACUGGGUGUGAGCAGCCUGGAGAGUGGCCAGCUGGAAGUGAUCAUGGACCGGCGGUUGAUGCAGGAUGAUAACCGUGGACUGGGCCAGGGCCUGAAGGACAACAAGAAGACGGCCAACCGCUUCCGUCUGCUGCUUGAGAGGAGAUCCACCGGCAACAAGAUGACAGACAGCGCAACAACUAGCUUCCCGUCUGUACUCAGUCACAUGACCAACGCCAUCCUGAACCACGAGGUCUUGGCGCUGCCCGUCCUGCCCAAAAGACGCGGCAUCCCUCCUCUGCAGACCUUCGCGCCUCUCAAGUCCAUCCUUCCCUGCGACUUCCACCUGCUGAACCUGCGCAGCAUCCAGAGCCAGGACCCCAACUCUCCAUCUCCGUACACAGCCUUGAUUCUUCACCGUCUGGCGCUGGACUGUGGCUUUGAGGCUCAGAACCUGGGUUUCAACUGCACCACCACACAGGGACAGUUGAGCAUAUCAGGACUGUUCAAAAACCUGGACCUGCAGCUGCUCCAGCCCAUGUCCCUGACCCUGAUGCACUCGAGCACACCUCUGGCCAAUGACUCCACCAUCAGUCUGGAUCCCAUGGAGAUCUCCACCUUCAAGCUCAAAAUUCGCUAACAUCCGUCCGGACUAAACGAGGCAAUAAAAAAAGAAAAAAAAAAAAACCCAGCAGACUCCUUGGACCGAGAACCAGGCCCACGCCGGGCCACAGACUGGCAACAGAGGGGUCUGGGUCUCCCUGUUUUGACAAGCAGAACCGCAAACAACACAGCUCGGAGAGGUAGGGUCCACUGUAACAGGACUGACUGCACAGCAGGGGGCAGGCGAUAGCUGUUACUGUGGAUGUCUCAGAGAGCAGCAAGACCCCGGUGAACUCGCAGCUGUUCCAAAACAACCGAGACUGCCAGAAUUCGCUCGACAGAUAAGACCCGGUGUCUGUUCAUCUCUGCAAUCGAAAAUGAAAUCUCAUUUGGUUCUGCUUUGUAAGAACUCUGUUUUUUUCUAUUUUUGCUCCAUCCUGGACUGAACUGCUGAAUGUAAAUAUCCCAAAUGACGAGGGGUGGGGGUGGAACUUGUGCCACAUCAAGAGUGCAAUUUACAAAGCUUUAUUUGGUGUAUGGGUCUUUAAUUAUUAUUAUUUUCUUUAUGUUCGCAGUGAAGAAGACACAUCACAUUGGGUUUUGGGGUUUUUUUUUGGGGUUUUUUUUUUUUGUAUCUGUGAAUCUAAGGUUGACUGCAGUUAAAUUGUUCUUUUUGCCGACAGACUCGAAUGCAGCAAAGAGAAUGUGUGGUCUCUCCAUCUCAGCUUGCCAGGAGACCCGAGCUGCGGCUCUUUAAGCUUUCGUACGUCUGAGUCCAAGAGUUCCACGUCGGCCACUGCGCGAUAACUAUGUGAUCAUUAAUCAUAUCGGAUGACUGUUUACCUUCUGUCCGCUGUUUUUUGCUUGUAGAUAGUCCACAGACCUUCUUUCCCUCUCUUCUUUCUUUCCCCUCCCUGAGCUUCCUCUUCGCUGGUGAGAAAACUAUAGAAGGUCUGUGCGUUUCAAAGCCCCUGUCUGUCAUUCCUGUGCUAUACCUCAUAUAUACCACAAUGCAGAUAUAUCAGUAUGUGUGUCUGCAGAGUAUGCUGACGUGACUAUUUGUUUUUUUUUUUUCUUUUGGGAGGGAUGGGUGUACACUAUCAGGGACUAUUCAUACUAAUGUUAGGCAUCAUUGAUGAGUCUGGGUGUCCGUGUCGAGCAGUGGGUCACAUCAUAGCAGAAAAAAAAAAGGAGGCUUUAUCUUGAAGUACUAGACUUAAAGUAAAGGGCCAGUUCAACCAAAUUGCAAAAUCUCAUGCGAUAUCUGCUCAUACAGGUAGUUUUGGUUUUGAGAAAUUUGUUUAUUAAUGAUUAUUUUCAUAAUUAAUUUUUCAGUCUUCAAAAUGUCAGGAAAGACACGACUGUGAAUGAAAUGAUCUGUGAAAUUGUGGUUGGUUUAAUUUUCUUUUGAUCAUUUGAACACAAUAUCUGUCACUGUUUCUCCCACCACAAUACAAAGAGAAUGGAAUUUCAUAUUUUUUGCUCAAUGGAUUGAAAAUUCUUUUUUCAUUUAAUUUCAUUUUUAAAAAAAAAAUGUGACAGCGACUAGUAUUUCCAGAAAAAGUGUCCCUGUCACUCUGAAUAAUCCACAGACCUCGCUGUGAAGAGAUUUCACUGCGACUACUUUCUUCUCAGGAAGAAGUGCAGUGUCCCACAUACAUACCUCACACUAACUCUAAGCAGGUUUUGAGUAUGUGGUGUAUUCACGCUGGAACAGAGACCAAAUUAAGGAUUUUCAAAACAAAGAGGACAAUGCAAUACACUUAAGAAACUGAAGGAGCGUCUCAAAGCUGCACAAAAUUAAUUGUGGUGAAAUGGCCCGAGGAUGAAAUUUAAAAAUAUUUUUGGGAGAAAUAUUUUGCUUCCUAUUUCAAAUCCGUAACUGCCAGUGUCAUUCUGAAGUAGCUGGUUGAUUGUCUUUGCAGGGUGUUCGGAGUACAAGUUCUGAGUAGUAAAAGUUUCUGAGAAAAAUGUAAAAAUACAUUAAAUAUAUAUAUAUAUAUAUAUAUAUAUAUAUAUAUAUUUUACAAAUAUUCGUGUUUCAGACAUGGAUUUCUCAAAACCUCAGAAUUGUCUGCAUGGCUGCAUCAUUCCAGUAGUGGAAAGAAAGAAAUUGUUUUUUUGGUUUUUCUAUGUGCCCUUUUUGUGAACUGGCCCUUUAAAAAUAAGUUUGAUUGGAUUUUUUUUUCCUUUUUUUGGGAAUAAAUUUCAGCUCCACAGUGCUUCUUAUUCCGAGGCUGUCUCCAGUACACUUAGCCUUGUCUGGUGCGUCUCUGCCUCCACAGCAGUAGCCGUGGAGGAUAUUGUCAUCUGUGUCCAAAGCUGAGGCUGGACAUUUCUCACAGCCCACCUGUGUCACUCUUUGUACUGUGCCGCCAUCUCACCCUUCCCCACUGUGUCCCAUCGCUUUACCCGGUCAUCUUCUUCAUUUUCCACGGGAGGCCUGCAGCUUUGUAGCUCUCCUCCUCUGGCUUGAUGUCUGGUCUGCCACAUGGUUCAAUACAUCCUGCCCCCCUCACUGUGAGCACUGCAGAGCCCCCCCACACUGCUCGAGUUAACAUUUCUGUCAGACCAGACUUCACUGCAUCUCGACUCGCACUUUCUCCUGUUGUCUUAUAACCUUAUCAUAACCUUCUCUCCUGCUGUUUCGCUGUGCGUCUGAGUCUCUAUAUAAAUGUCUAUUUCUUUCUUUUUUUUUUUUUUUAAAGAUGUAAUAUCUGUUGUAGCGCUGUUUUCGUUUGUUCAGAGGUAAUAUAUGACGGCAAAGUCUCUUCUGUAUUUGUUUAUUCAUGAUGGAUUAAAGCUGCAGUAGAACUGCAGAAGAGAUGGGGAGUGAAUAAAAAUCAAAACACAA